CUCACGCUACAUAUAGUAUAUAAAUGCUCCUCUUAAAAUUGUAAAAUUCCGCGGCUUUAUUGGCCUUCAAACCCCAAUGCGUUGCCCGCCACCACUGUCCGGGCCGUACGGUACCGCAGGCGCUGGCCCCGGGGGCGGCGGCGGCGGCUCUUUCCAUCCCUCAACCUUCCUUCAAAACGCUAAUUUUCAAUUCCCCGCCAGCAUCCAGCUCUUUCCGCAGCCUCCGAACUUUCCUCACGGUGGCUUUCAAAACCCUAGGGCAGUCCAGCCGCAGAAUGCCAUCUUUGGGAACGCUGGUUUCCAGGCGGCACCGCCUUUUUCGAUCCCUUCCGUCAAGCUCGAAACGAUUGAGAGCGAGGCUGUGAAAGUGCACCGGGACCUUGUUGCCACCGGAGAGGACGUCUCAGCGUUGAAGGUUUCCCAGCGUGUAGUCGUUGCGCUCAAGGUGGGUUCAUGGAGCUCUUUAGGGUUUCGUCUCCAAGACGUCCCUACUCUUCAACGCCUUCUUGAUAAUGAAGGAAAGGCUAGUGCAUUGAUUCACUGCUUUGUCUGUGCCCGGAAAAUUGCAUCAUUGUAUGAAUUGGAGUUAUUUCUCUGCCAUAAUAUGAGUAUUAAGCGGUUUGAAGAGCUUGGUCUCGGGCCUUUCCUCCGUCAACCACUUAUCAAGCAUUACUUCGCUGUUCCAUCAGUCGCGACCGAAGUUUUUAAAAUAACCAGCGAGGAAAUUAUUCUCUCUUUACAAGAAUUCAUUACCAAAUCCAAGGAUCGGAUUUCUGCAGAUAAGUUUCGUAUGUUUCUCGCAGAGCAGAAAUCUGUGCCAUCCAAGGAUUUACUUGGUGUAAGGAUUCAGAAUAUAGGGUUCUACAUAAAUCAUAUCCGAGAGGCAAAUAAAGCAGAAGAAACUCUUCUUAGAAAGAAACUAUAUAGAUCUGGACCUGGGGAUGGUAACAAUGAAAUUGUUGGAAAAAUGUGUGGCUCUAAACUUCGUCACAUUGCUGCUAAGAAAAAAAAAAGUGGCUUGCACUUCGACUAUAUAUCCAACCGUGUCAAAGCAUUCUCUUCUACAUGGAAGGAUUCUAGCAACGAGCAUGUCUAUUUUCUUUCCUCCUCGUCUGAUGAUGAUGAUGAUGACUCAAAGGUUGAUAAUGUUGUUGAUGUUGAAGAUGAUGAAGAAGGUAAAACAACAAAGGAUUGUGGCCAGCUUGUGAGUAGCUGUCCAUACCCAUCAAAUUCUGAAGAAAUGGCACGGCUGGGGUUGAAGCCUGUAGAAAGUUAUAAAACACCACCGGGCAUUGGUCAUGUUAAUAAUAAAGAGAACAUGAAAUUGUUUGAAAAGAAACGAAAACAUGAAAAUAAUAAUAGCGCAAGUUCAUCCUGCAAAUUUCUGAAAACUGUGAAAGUUGUUGACUUAGAGGACGAGGGUCGGAUGUGCGGUCUUACACUUAGUAAUGGUGAAGUAGAGAAGUUUGUGGCAACAUGGAAAGUAGCUUGUCAGAAACAUUCGCUAGCUGAGGUUCUUGAUAUGAUGUUGAGCUUCUACGUGGGAAAACCUAAGCGAAGAAAGAAAAUUAAAAAGAUUGUUUCAUCUCAUCCAAUCAUUGGGUGGUUCAAUGUUGCAGUCUCGUUCAUCAAGCGAGGAAUGUUUGAAAGCUUAUAUGAUACCUUCCAAGCCUUAGAUGAGAAGGAACUUUCCGGAGCAGAUGCUGUUUGUCUUGGAGAAAUGAUGGAUGCUACCCCAGCAGUUAAAUUUACCGAUCCAUCCUCUAUAGAUUGUGAUUACGGUGUUACUCAUGAUGAAAUCAUCCAGAAGAUUUCCAAUUAUUUUGAGAAUUAUCAGAUAACAUUAAAACAAGGAGAUUUGUCUACAGAAAAGAAGCUGUCGGUCAUAAAAAAGCUUUAUGACUGUGAGAUGUGGUUGCUGGCUCAAUUCAAUGUCCCACAAUUUUGUUCUCUUGGUCAUGGAAUUUUCUAUGAUUUUUUAGAAAAAUAUAGUUCCAUUCUUCCUCCUGAAAUGCUUUCAUUUCUUUGUAAAGAACAUUUUCAGGAAUCUUCUUUGGAAGCUUGUCUAAAUCAACAGCAACUAGCUGUUAUGCUAUCACAAGCUGAGGGAAAUUCAGUUGCUAAAGCUGAUGCAUCUGAUUUUGAUAUUUUCUCACUACUCAAAAAGCAAUUCCCUACAGCUAGCUUCCGUAUGGUUGGCGUGAAUCCUCAAAAAAGCCUGGAAAACCUCAUUAAUCAACGCAAAGAGAGUGGCAAUUCUAGCUGUAUUCUGUUCUCUGCAUGUUUGCUUGGGGACCAGCGGACUCGGAACUUACUGGCAUGCAAAGAAAACUCUUCCCUGUAUAUGGGAAAGAUGGAGUCUGAAGUUGCUCAGCAAAAUACUUUUAGAAAAACCUCAAAGGAGGCGGUGGAAUGUUUGUUGAAGGCACCUAUGCUGGCAGAUCUGUUAUAUUGGUCUCACUGGGAUCUUCUAUAUGCUCCAUCACUCGGACCACUUACAGAAUUUUUAUUAAGUAAAGUAAACUAUAAAAACUUGUUAUGUAUUGCCACAGUUGAUGGAAAAUUUGUUAGAAUUGAUCAUACUGCAACUGUUGAUGAAUUUCUGGAAGCUUUCGUUCAGUGUUCAUCAUUGCGUACAGCAUUAAAACUUUUAUCAUUACUUUGUCGGUACGGGGGAACAUGCAAUGCACCUCUUGCUCUUCUAAAAUGCUAUGCUCAAAAAGCAGUCGAUGUAAUUAUACAAAAUUCCGUAGAUUCAGUAGGAAAAGAUGCGGAUGAGCAAAAUUUUAUUCCAGGGCAAAUUGUUCUUAAUGCACGCUCAUGUUGUAGCAGUGUUCUAGCUGAUGGUAUUAAGGAUUAUAAUGAACUCUGUAAGCAUGGUACAUUAUUCAAAGUCAAUGAUGCAAUUUCUAAUAUAUCAAGGAUAAUAUUAGAGUGCCUUCAAUACCUUCCAUCUGAAUUCCGAGGUUUCGCAGCAGAAAUUUUCCUUUCGGGACUUCGGUCUGUUACAAAACAAACUCCUGUUGUCAUAUUGAGUCAAUGCAACAAAAUCGAGGAACGAAUCAUGCUUCAUGACAUUGGAAUAUCACUUGGUGUUACUGAGUGGGUGACAGAUUACCAUCAGUUUAGCUCUUCAACUGUUCUUAGCUCUGUGCCAUUUAAACCUUUAGAACAGUUGUCAAGCCCUUUUUGUUUGGCAUCAGGUCUUGAUCACAGCAAUUUAAUAAAAGUUUCUGAGGUUUCUGCUUCUGAAAAUCAGAUGGUUACUCUUGGAAAAAUAGGUGAUACUUUAGUUGUGGAUGCCAAUAAUCAAUUUUCAUCUGGAGUUAUUGAUGAAAGUCGAGAUCUUUGUGAAGAAACUGCGACGAGAAUUAAAAUUUCUGAAGGUCGAGUUCAUGAUGCAGCUGCUAUUGUUGAAUCGAUUAGACGGGAGGAAUUUGGGCUGAGCUCCAAUUUAAAUAAUAGCGAGGACUGGUUGCUAAAGAAGCAGCAUGCUCGCCUUGGAAGAGCUUUGCAUUGUCUUUCACAGGAAUUGUAUUCACAAGAUUCUCAUUUUAUUCUUGAACUUGUACAAAAUGCUGAUGAUAACAUAUACCCGGAUAAUGUCGAACCUGAAUUAGUAUUUAUUCUUCAUGAGAAGGGUAUUGUUGUUUUAAACAAUGAACUCGGUUUCUGUGCUGAGAAUAUCAGGGCACUUUGUGAUGUUGGAAACUCAACUAAGAAAGGAUCAAGUGGAGGAUAUAUAGGAAAAAAAGGCAUUGGCUUCAAGUCCGUUUUCCGGGUCACUGACUCUCCAGAGAUCCAUUCUAAUGGAUUUCAUGUGAAGUUUGAUAUUACUGAGGGACAGAUUGGUUUUGUUUUGCCAACAGUCAUACCCCCUCCUGAUGCUGAUACCUUUAAGCAAUACUUAUGUGAUGAUAGCUAUCAAGGUAACAACAUGGCAUGGAACACUUGUAUCGUUCUUCCAUUUAGAUCCCAAAGUUCUCAUAGUAAAGUAGGAGGUGGUGUGAGUUCCAUUAUCUCAAUGUUUUCAGAUCUUCAUCCCUCCUUAUUAUUAUUCCUACACCGUCUUCGAUGUAUAAAGUUCAGAAAUUCGCUUAGUGAUAGGCUUAUUGUGAUGAGAAAAAAUACUCUUCAGGAUGGCAUUGUUAAGAUUUCUCAUGGCGAAGAGGUUAUGAGUUGGCUGGUAACUAGCAAAAAGUUAAGGCCUUCUGUUAUUCGUACUGAUGUGGAAGCAACAGACAUUUCUCUUGCCUUCACAUUGCAGGAGUCAGAGUAUGGAGAAUACAGGCCAAUUCUGAGAAACCAGCCUGUUUUUUCUUUUCUUCCUUUAAGAAAUUAUGGGUUGAGAUUUAUUCUUCAAGGGGAUUUUGUCUUGCCUUCUUCAAGGGAAGAGGUAGAUGGUGAUAGCGCAUGGAACCAGUGGUUAUUGUCAGAAUUUCCUUCUUUAUUUCUUAGUGCAGAGCAAUCGUUCUGUUCACUUCCCUGCUUUCUGGAGAACCCCGGAAAAGCUGUGACAAUUUAUAUGAGCUUUGUUCCAUUUGUUGGGGAGGUUCAUGGAUUCUUCUCUCAACUCCCUCAAAUGAUUAUUUCCUUAUUGCGCAUAUCAAACUGCCUGCUUCAGGACAGCGUUGAUUUGACCUGGGUCCUUCCAUGUAGAGUUCUACGUGGUUGGAAUGAGGAAUCUCGCUUACUUCUCUCUACCGAAUUACUCCAGAAUCACCUAGGACUGGUUUACUUGCAUAAGGACGUCAAGUUGUCUGAUACUCUUGCAGCGACCCUUGGCAUUCGAGACUAUGGACCCAAAAUCUUGGUGGAGGUUAUGGAAUCAGUUUGCCACUCCCCAGAAGACCUCAAGUCUCUUGGCGUAGAUUGGCUUGCAGCCUGGCUUGCAGCAGUUUAUUCAUCACUUUCAAUGAAUUUGUCUCAGCAUUCCUCAUUUGCUGAGCUUGAAGAUGAUAUAGUCAAUGAUCUUAAAAAUAUCCCAUUCAUUCCGCUUUCUGAUGGCUCCUAUGGUUGUGUGGCCGAUGGUUCAAUAUGGUUACCUUGUGAUGUACUGAACAUAGGAUCCGACGGUGAAUAUCAUCCCGCAGAGUUUUCUUUUUUGUAUAAGAAACUUCAAAUUGUAACUCCUCAACUUUUUUCCGUAUCAACAAAAAAUGCUUACAGCUUGAGAGAGAUGAAAGCUGACAAUGUCAUGCAGAUGCUGCUUAAAAUUGGUGCUCAACAACUAGCAGCUCAUGAAGUUAUGAAAAGUCACAUUUUGGUUGCUUUGUCAAAUAAGCAUGCUUCUGAAGAUAGAGAUUUAAUGAUUGAAUAUUUAUCAUUUAUAAUGCUUCACCUGCAAAGUGAUUGUGCAAGUUGUCGCUCUGAAAGAGUAGAAAUAAUAACGGAGUUACGAAAAAUGCCUCUAUUACUAACAAAUCAUGGUUGCAAAUGUCCAUCUAUGGAACCUAUACACUUCGGAAGGGAGUAUGGGAAUCCUGUAGAUGUAGUUGCUCUUUUUGAUGCAGUUGAUGUCAAGUGGAUCGAAGUCGAUCCUUCGUACCUGAAGCAUCCUUCUACGCUUUCAUUAUCAUCAGGAUUGACGAAAUGGCGGGCUUUCUUCCUUGAUUUAGGAGUAACGGAUUUCGUGCAAGUCAACUUCGCCAAUAAGGAUGUAAAAGAUUUUCUCUGUGAGGGUAAAAUGAGCAUUGGGAGCUUUGAUUCCGCUACCUCAUAUGUCAAGGACUGGGAGUCUCCUGAGUUGGUUAAUCUAUUGUCUAUUUUUUCCACUAAAAACUUAAGGACAAAGUGUAUUUAUCUUCUUGAAGUUCUCGAUAAAAUGUGGGAUGAUGGCUACGGUGUUUAUGCUAAGAGUUUUAUCAUCUCUGAAACUGAUGGUGCAAAGGAACUAAGUGUUUCUUCUUUUAUGAAGAACAUCCAUGAAUUUUCUUGGAUAGCGUCCACAUUGGACAAGGAGCUCCAUCAACCUAAUAAUGUGUUUUAUGCCUGUGAGCAAGUUCAUUCUGUUCUUGGGGCAAUAGCUCCAUACGCUGUUCCAAAGAUAAAUAGCAAGGUACUUUUGAAUGACGUUGGAUUCAAGAUGGAAGUAUCAAUUGAUGAUGCUGUGAAAAUUCUUCAAUUAUGGAGAGUUUUUUUGUCACCUUUUGUUGCAAGCAUUGCUCAAAUGUUAAACUUCUACACUCUUAUCUCUACUGGAAUUUCAACCGCAUCAUCAAAGAUUAUUAAGGAGCUCAUAUCAACUUCUUUCAUUUUCAUUCCAUUUAUCCACUGUUGUCAAAGCAGUGCUCCUGCAUCUGGAAUGUUUUUAUCACCGAAAGAAGUUUAUUGGAAGGACCCAACUGGCUGUGUGGACAAGAUGAAGGAACUAAUGCUUUUGUGCACUUCGACGCACAAGGACAGUCACUUUCUGUGCUUGUCCUUGGAAACUGUGUACCCAACCCUUCAUGAUUUUUUUGUAAAUGUUUGUGGUGUGCCUGAAACACCUCCAUUUUCUGGCUAUUUUCAGAUCCUACAGCAAUUAUCAGCAAUAGCGUUGCCAUCACAAGCAGCACAUAAAGUGUUUCAGGUUAUGAAAAGGUGGGGUGAGGACCUAAAAUCUGGUCUAGUUUCACCAGAUCAAAUUUCAGAGUUGAAGGAUAAUUUUGCAAAAUUGGAAAAUACGGUGCUUCCGACUGAGCAAGAUAAAUGGGUUUCUCUACAUCCUUCAUUUGGUGUCAUUUGCUGGUCGGAUUCUGGUGAGCUAAAGAAGAUUUUUAAAUACUCUGAUGGUGUUGACUUCAUACAAUUUGGUGACCUCAGUGUGGAGGAGAAUGUCAUGCUCUUAGGCAGCGUUGCUACCUUUUUUCAUAAUAUCGGCGUUCCCGCUCUCUCAAAGAUUGUGUCACGCGAAGCAAUUUUUUAUGGUACAGAAGAUAACAGAGACAAAGUUUCUUUAGUAAAUUGGGUUAUUCUUUAUGCGCAACGCUAUAUUUAUAAUUUGCACCUGGAUGCAUAUCUUAAGUUGAAGCAACUGGGAUUUGAAAAGCUUACUCGGUUGCAAGUAGUUGUUGUGAGCAAGUUGUUUUACAAAUAUACCUUACAAGGUCGUGGCUUUGUGUCAAAACGGCGGUUUGAAUGCAACUGCCUUCUGCAGGGUAACAUUUUGUACGCAUGUCCCGAAACUGAUGCUCAUUCAAUGUUCUUGGAGCUUUCUCGGUACUUCUUCAAUGGCUCUUCAGAACUGCACUUCGCCAAUUUUCUUCACAUGGUGACAGCCAUGGCGCAAUCUGGCUCCACCGAUGAACAAAUUGAAUCUUUUGUUCUCAAUAACCAAAAGAUAUCAAAGUUACCUGAUGAAGAUUCUCUUUGGUCCAUUUCAUCCGCAUGCGAAGCAGACACACUUAAAACUUCACCGUCAAUGCCUGUUCCCGACGACCUCAAAUGUGGAUUUUCAAAGCCUUCGCAUAAAAAAACAGGUAUAAUUACCUGCUGGCCGCCUACAGAUUGGAAAAAUGAUCCUGAUUUUCAAUAUUGUCGAAGAAGAAAGCUGUGGAUGCCGCCAUAUGAUGGCUUAAAUGGUGGUUUAAAUAAAGUUGCUGAAGAUUCUGCUCAGAUGGAAGAUCCAAUAUCUGUUGAGAUUACGGGGAACUGGACCUUAGAAGAAGGGCAAGAUUUAGAAUUAAUCCAUUUACAAUCUAACCCAGUUGGACUGACUGAUUCUGCACAAUUGCUCCAAGAUCCUGCUUUAGAACCCACAAGUCAUUUUGAAGAAAAUGGUAAAAUCUCUGCCGUAGAAAGGAUUAAGAGGCCAACAUCUGAUGAUUUUCACGAAUGGAGAAAGACCGGCAGACUCGGAGAGAUGUUAGCUUUCAAAUACUAUACUGAGGAACUUGGCUGCACUGAUGUGAGAUGGAUUAAUGAAGAAACUGAGUCAGGGUUACCCUUUGAUUUGGUUGUUGGAGAGAACGAAGCAAGGGAGUAUGUUGAGGUAAAGGCAACCAAGUCUGCAACUAAACAUUGGUUUGACAUUUCUUGCAGGGAGUGGCAAUUUGCAUUGGAGAAAGGGGAUUUAUACACUGUAGCUCAUGUGACUAUAUCGGACGCAGAUAAAGCGAAUAUCACACUGUUGAAAAAUCCGUACAAGUUGUGCCGUCAGAACGUCCUCAAACUUGCACUUGUGAUGUCGAAACGUUAAAAGUAUGCAAGAUAACUUGUUGGUUGACAGCUUAAUCUUUCGAUCAUGAAGUUCUGGGUUCAAAGUCUUGCAUAUGUGGUGUUUGUUUCCGUGUUUUAGCUCAAUUUUUUUUUUAAAAAUGGAACGCUAAAGCUGAUGUUUUUCGUGCUUGAUUUCAACACAGCUAAAAUUUUAGCAGUACCAAAUCCAAAUAUUGGUUGGUUUGGGGGUUAUAUGCUGAAAUACAGUUUGUGGAAAUCUGAUGAAUUCAAACGGAUACAUGUUCAGGGAUUUGGAGGAGUAAUUUAAUCAUCUGCACCCCCAUGGAAACAAGCCCAAGUUCAGUUUUUUUAUGGAGAUUGUGUUAUUUUGGCAAGGCACUCCAGCAAGUGGCUAAGGUGAUGUGUAUAAAAGUUUAUCUUAUUUGAAUUAAUUUUGUUUUACUCUAUGUAUAUCCUAUGUAAGUUCUUUAUAUCUAUUCAGUUAAUGUACUGUGGAUAGGUGCCAAGUUUUUAAAAAAUCAAACCUUUUUUUUUUCUUUUGUUUUUAAA
Phalaenopsis equestris is the source of this 8709-nucleotide messenger RNA. RefSeq lists its product as uncharacterized. The transcript is spliced from 13 exons. The record is from RefSeq and is a predicted model, not a curated record. Gene Ontology annotation, cellular component: nucleus. The coding region runs from base 77 to 8179 and encodes 2700 amino acids. NCBI's taxonomy places the organism in Eukaryota, Viridiplantae, Streptophyta, Magnoliopsida, Asparagales, Orchidaceae. Gene Ontology annotation, biological process: root development; embryo development ending in seed dormancy; leaf vascular tissue pattern formation.